Molecule: messenger RNA, 499 nt
Organism: Vavraia culicis subsp. floridensis
Lineage: Eukaryota; Fungi; Microsporidia; Pleistophoridae
Exons: 1
Coding region: 1-468 (155 amino acids)
Source: RefSeq, a predicted model, not a curated record
AUGUCACAUAUCAAACUCGAUGUAUUUAAAAACGCAAAAAGCUAUAAUUCCAUGAAUCACUCUACGAUUAUUUGCAUUUACAUGCUCAGCACGCUAGCAAUGUCAUGGCCAUUUUCGUCCGGCAUGGACGAUCCCCUAGCUUCGGAGGCGGCUGCCGCUAAGGCGCAGGAAGGAAUUUUAUCGGAUGCGCUGACUAAUGAAAGCGUGAAGGACGCAAUUGCGAGGAAAGCGGCAGCAACCGAAAGUGUAAAGAAAGCUGCCAGGGAUCAGGCCAUGGCAGAAGAGCUUGCCAAGCCCACGCUGAAGCCAACCCAUGCGGAAAAAUCGUUUGCCAGCUGGUUGACAAGCGGAAAACAAGAUAUUAUGCCGACCCUAUUAGAACGAGAGAGCAUGAAGACCAACAACCCGGUCACUUUCAACUAUUUGGUGAGGCCCAAACAGAUGUUGGAGUUGAUGCAACAUGACUAAGGAAUCGUGAAUAAAAGUUUCAGAUGGACCA